Molecule: messenger RNA, 1194 nt
Organism: Spinacia oleracea (spinach)
Lineage: Eukaryota; Viridiplantae; Streptophyta; Magnoliopsida; Caryophyllales; Amaranthaceae
Exons: 1
Coding region: 1-1194 (397 amino acids)
Source: RefSeq, a predicted model, not a curated record
AUGGCAAAUUGGAGUGAACUCCCUCAAGAACUCGUGAGAAAAGUUGCAACUCAGCACAUAGAAAAUGUGGAAGAUUUUGAAGAAAUUGGAAAAGUUUGUUCUGAUUGGAGAUCUGCAACAAAGGAUGUCAACUUGUGUCCUUCAAAAAACACCCAACUUCCUUGGUUGAUGCUAGUUGACCCUCCUAACAGUCCACACCGCAGAUUUUACAGCCUCUCAAAACACAUGUUUCAAAAAAUCAAUUUGCCCCAACAUGACGAUGACGAUGACGAUGACGAUGACGAUGACCAUGUGAGGUAUUUCUCUUCGAAAGGUUGGCUUAUUUCUUUGAGUAUGAAAAACCGUAAUAUCACCCUUUUCGAUCCCGCCUCCGGCAAAUUAAUCAAGCUACCAAGUGUUCCACUCAAUAUGCUAUGGUACGGCGAUUGGUAUGAUGACAGUUACUUAGGGCACUUUUCCAAAUUUAUUCUAUCGGGAAUACCGUCCUCUUGUGAUGACGAUUUUACGGUGGCAAUGAUGUUCGACGGGAACCAACAAUUGGCCUUUUGGAGACCCGGGGAACAAAAGUGGACUAAACCCGUGGUUGAUUUUGACAUUAAUUGGAUGUUGGAUACCUGUUUUUUUUAUGGAGAAUUUUAUGCCAUUGAUCAUUUUGGAAAGGUCAUGGCUUUUGGAAGUCAGAUCUCAAACCGCCAACCGCGAAUCGUUGUAGACUUAAUAGAUCAAGGUGUUCUAUUCAAACAAACUAAUGGCAUGUUUUACCUAGUCCAAGUGGAAAGCAAAUUAUUGGUGGUACAUAGGCAUCAUUUGUUACUUGAUAAUCAUGAGAGAAAUCCGGAGAACACAAAUGAGGUGUGUUGGACUAUAUGUUUUGAGGUUUUUGAGUUGAAUGUUGACAAUGGCAAACUCAAAUCAGUUGAGGGUGUCGGCAAUCAAGCUAUUUUUAUAGGUCUAAACUCUACUUUUUCAGUUGAAGCAUCGUCGGGUAAACGUGGUUGUAAACCUAAUUGUAUUUAUUUUAUCGAUGAUAAUACUGAGUAUUUUCAAGAAGAUGCUGUUCUUAUGGGAGGAGGAAUCGAUAUGGGAAUUUACAGCUUAGAUGAAGGAAAACUCAUUGAACGAUUUUAUGAAGGUCCGUCACAGUUUUGUUUCACCACUCCACCUAUAUGGGUGGAACGACGUGGGAACAUGUAA